AUGUUUCGCGCAAUAAUUGAAUUUGUGGUUGCAUGCAGUUGUUAGGUUUCACGGUGUAUACUUCCGGUAAAAUGACAGGAGCUGUCAGUUUAAACCACAUGUGAUACGCAAAGACACUAGAUCUAUACUUUCCUAUAUUGAAAUAAUGGAUAUAUCACCUAUGUUAGAAUGCUUGAGAGCAGCAAAUUGUAAGACGGACAAAGUCAAGGCAAUUAAUAGUAUACUCGAUGUAUUUGAGGGCACUCAAAAAGAAGAAGAAACUGAUGACAUAGCUGAAAGGUUAACAAGUGAGGGUAUACUAGAUGAUCUAAUAAAUGUAUCUGGAGAUGAAGAUACUCUGGCAUCUGUUGGUCAACUUCUUGCUGAGCUAGCAAAAAAUGAAUCUGUUAGAGUGCCGUGUGUCGAGAAAGGUUUUAUUCCCAUUCUACUGAAAGUGCUAGAGAGGCAAGAUGAUAUAGAUAGAAUGACACAGGCUUGUCGUGCUCUUGGAAAUAUUUGUUUUGAUAACGAUAUUGGUAGAGCAAAGGUAGACGAGGAUGACGGUAUUUCUAUAUUGCUGACGUUACUAAAUUCCCUGCUAGGUAACACCAAAAGUGGCACGGACAAACUGAGGACUAUAGCAUGUGGAUUUCUUCUCAAUCUUACUAACAGUAAUGAAACCCUGCAGAAGAAAGCAUUGGAGGAAGAUGCCUUGAAUCUGAUAGCCAAGUAUUUAAAAAACUACGAGACAGAUGAAAGGCUAUGUAACAUGGUUCUUCUUACAAUUGCUAGUCUUACUGACUCAGAGAUGUGUAAAGAGAAAUUAUUUGCAUCAAAUCUUUGCCAAUCUAUGGUUGACUUCUUGCAAACACCUACUGGAGAAGACCAGUAUGAAUCAGUACUGGAUAUACUCAUAACCUUAUCUGAAUGGGAUGAAGUGAAAGAUUUGUUAGCACAGACAGAUUUAUGUAAACAACUUAUAAAAAUGGCUCAAGUUACAUUGGGUGAGAACGCAGAAUAUAGUGAAGAUAAUCAGCAGAAGGUGAAGAUGUCUUCAGAUCUUCUUAUAUUGCUUCUAACUGGAGAGAAGAGUAUGGAGAUAUUGUUUGACGGUGGUAAAGGGGAGAUAUUCUCGGAGUCAAUGACCUGGUUAGAUAGUGAUGAACAGCAUCUACAGCUCUGUGGUGCCCUCGCUGUUGGCAACUUUGCAAGAAGUGAUGAACACUGUCAGUUUCUGGUAGAACAGGGCGUUAUAAAAAGGUUACUACGUCUACUGAAACCAGUUUAUGGAGAACAGAAAUGUACUUUAGAACAUGCUAGUCUCAGUGCUCUACGUAAUCUGGCUAUACCUGCGGGUAAUAAAGCUUCACUGAUCAAAGAGGGAGUUAUAGAUGCUGUGUUGGUUCUUGUAGACUCAGAAAUGUUAGCCGUUAUAUUCAAAAUGCUAGGGGUGUUACGUAUGCUUGUUGAUGGUCAAGAUGAUGCUGCGGUGAAACUAGGUCAACAUAGAGAAUUUGUUACAAGACUUGUAGAGUGGAGUGCUUGUGAAGAGCACCCAGGGGUCAAAGGGGAGGCAACUAGACUAAUGGCUUGGUUGGUGAAGAACAGUCGAGCGGAAGACGUUAUGAGAAACAUUAUAAGGGCUGAUGGGAUACCAUUUUUGGUUGCUAUGGCAACAUCAGAACAUAUAGUCAUGCAGAAUGAAUCUCUAGUUGCACUUACUUUAAUAGCUUCAACAGUGCUAGCUGAUGCAGCUCUACCACUGAAGGAGGCAGAUAUUUUAGACACUAUAACUCAGUUAUUAAAGGCAGAUGAAACAUUACCAGAGAUCAAAUGUAAUACACUAACUCUGACCAGAACUAUAUGCUCAUCAGCCGUCCCGCAGAUGUCCCAGUCACUUCCCUGUAGACUUCUGGCUUGCACCGGUCUUCUCCCCUACGCUGGCAAGGCACUAAGAGAAGAUUUGCUGAGCUCUAGUAUACCUGAUGUUAUACGACAGCUUACGGAACAUGAUGACGAAAAAGUGAAGAUAGCCGCUAAAUCUGUGAUACCAGUCCUAGAAGAUACUCAACCAGUCGAUAGGUGAUCUACCUCAUGUAUUAUAAUGGAACAAUCCAAGUAAAAAUGGUCCAGUCAACAGUCAAACUGUGUUUGUUUACGAUGUGUUUAAACUUUAUAUAGAGAAUGAGUAUUGGUGCACAUAGGAACUUCAAAGACUACAGUGUCUGUUUUGAACUUUCUUUUAUCAUAAUUAUUAUUCCCCUGGAUUAUUGUUAAAGAUAGAAAAAUUGUUAGGUGAAAAUAGUUACUAUUCAAAUAUAAAAAAUAGAUGAAGUAUUUUGAUUUUAUUGUUUUAACAAGAAAUUUGCUCAUUAUAUAGAACUAUGAUAUAUAUAUAUUGUGUAUAUGUUGCUGAUGUUCUUCAAUUGACGCUUUAAUGUUAAACAUUAUAUUGCAAUGUUAGUAAGCAUAAUGUAUACCUUAUUGUUUCCAAUUAAUGCCCACCUUCUAAUUAGCGCUCCCUGCCACAUUUGACAAAAAGAAAUUUCUUGCAUUAAAGGUGUCUCAUAGUAUAUUUAAUCCAUACUGAAAGAGCAAUUAUUCUUGAAAAAAAACAAUAUUUUAUUGAAAUCUACAACAGAUUAAUACAAAUAAACUUGCUUGUAUGAUAUACUGAAUUACUUAUGUAUUUUACAGCACAAAUUUAAAGCUCUUUUUAAUCCCCCCACCCCUUUUGGAAAAAUGCACGUCUUAGGGGCAUUAAUUAGAAACAAUAUGGUAUUUAAAUGUUAAAUUUGACACAAGUUAUAGACUUUUUUUAAGGACCAAAUUUAGUUUUUUUUAAGCAACUUAUUUCAUAUUAAAGAAUAGUAAAUGUUUAAGAUAUAAUUAGCAUCCAAAGUUUUUUAGCAAGUUUUAUAUUUUAUAAAUUAAUUCAUUUAUACAAAAUAUAUAAAGGGACCAUCUUGUGUUUUAACAUUCCACAAGUAUUUUGUAAUUAUUUCUGACAUGUUGUGUUAUUUUUUUAUUCAACUCAGUUGCUUGUUUAAAGACAUAAAAAAGCAAUUUCAUGCCUGUAUAUUUGUGUCUGUAUUGCAACAGAAAGUAAUAAUGUGAACAUAUUUUAAGACUUUUGUCCGAAUUUGUUAUAUUUCAAAGUUUGUUUUACCCUACAUCUGUUGCUGUCUAUUGUCAAUCUAUUGAUACACACAACUAAGUAGUGCUACCUUAACUGUAAAAAGACUUGUGACACCAGCACAGGCUUGACUGCACCUUCUAGCAGCCUGACCAGUCAUUAAACUGGUGGCUGGCUAAAUUUAGCAUUUUGAUCCUGAAAUCCCUUUAAUUCAUAAAUGGACUGUUCUGUAUUCUAAUCUGGGCAAGUCCAUUUUUCAAAUAUAAAAAGGGUAAAGGGUAAAAACAUUACAGUUUGUCAACCUUACAUAUACAGGGUACCUAAUCCUUUAAUAUGACCGGAUUCUAGCAAGUCUGUCCUGCUUAACCCUUAACAUGCUGGAUUUAUGUAACAUGAAUUUGGAACAUUUCCAAUCCAAGUUUAAAGAUACAAAAAUUUAACUACCACCAAUAUAGAGCCUGGUCAUACUGCAUUAGUGUGAAGGCUGGCCUGACUCUUCACUUGUGGCAAAUGCCUUCUACGUGUUUAUAAUAAAGAAAAGAUAAAUGAUAAAAAUAACAGUAUUUAUCCCAUUAUAUUUCAGAGACCACUGUUUAGUGGAUCUGUCUCUGUAAUCAUGCCAAAUAUGUGUUCUUUGUUUUACUAAUAUACAUGUAUGAUAACAAUUGUCAGUUUGUAUAUAGUUAUAAUAAUGUAACUGUAUAUUUUGAAUAUUGUUUACAUUUUUACAGAAAUUUCUAAGAUCAAGCAAUCAAUUGUACAACAGUAAUCAUUUUUUAUUCCACUGAGCUUUUUCCAAGGGUAUCUACUAUCUAGCCAUUUUGUCACCUCGGUGUUAUAGUAUUUUAAUGCAUACAUGCAUAAAUAGGUGAAGAUAUAUUGACAGGCAUGACAGAACUGCCUUAUAAUAUUACAAAAUUUAAUGCUAUAUAUUACAAAUGCUAUAUAUUACAAAUGCUAUAUUUUCAUGAAUAAGUUGACCAGAUUGUACAAAGGUUAAGUUGUAAAAUAUUGAAUUGUUAAGUAAGUUAACUUUAAAAAUGUAAUUCCAUGUUUUUUUGUGAUAUAUAUAUACAUUAUAAUUUUGAUUACUUUAGCUUUUAUUGAUAAUUAUAAGGUCACUAAAUCUCAUAUUUAGUCUGUUUAGUGCAGUAACAGGUUAACUCCUUAUAUAAUUCAAUAGGAGUUAACCUGUUACUGCACUAAGGUGACGAUUUCAGACAUUUGAACAAGAAUUGACUUCAUUCUAGACACUGCCUUAAUCAUAUUCAGUAUUUUCUCCUGUUUUACACAGCCUCCGUAAAAUUUUCAUGUCAUUUGAUAACUUACAUGAUGUCAUGCCCUUAAAAGUAAAUUUUGAAGCACAAAGUGAUGAUAAAUUACCUCAAUACAAUUCCUCUUAAGUAUUAACCAAAGAUAUGAAUUUUGCCAAAAGUAGGUCACUGCAUGGUGGCCAAUGAGAACCUUAAUGUACAGUCACCUGAGAAAAUACGAAAAGGUGGAGGUAUAUACCCCUAUAAAUGGCUGUUGUGCCUGAAAAGGGCCUGCCUUUCAAUCCAUCACUCUAUGCUUGAGGCACACACACCCUCUGUCCUCAUCGUCUCUGCCAUUCCCCUGGACUCUAGAUAGGACAUCAGCAACUGGUCUCCUGUAUUAGACGAAGAAGUGUACCGAAGUACGAGCAGUUUAAGUUGUUUCAUCGCUAUGCCGCAAAACUUCUGGCGAUGCCCUAUGCAUUGUCAACAAUAUGCACGUAUCGAGGGAAAGAGUGAAGAGAAAACUACAGAUGGAUCAAGGUUAAUAGCCUGAUGUAUAUAUCUGUUUCAACCAAUAAGAUUUAUACACUGUAUUCUUAUGUCUCUCAUUUGAUCAUUGUAGAAACAAAAGGGUAGUAACAUUUACAUUUUUCUAACAUAUAUUUUCAUUGUUGUUUUUAUCUACAAACAUUAAGAUUUUUAUCAUUAUUUAAACAAUUGUUUUAGCUUGAAUGUCAAACUAGUUUUUAUAACUAAUAUUAUCCUUAUUGGAGUUACCUACCAGUACCAAAUAGAACUGGUGAGAAAUAAUUAUUUAUUUUUAAAGAUAAAUAUGUAUAGGUUAUAGGUUAUAUACAGGAUUUUAAGAAAUUAAUUUUCGAGUGAAUGAAGUGACGCAAGAAAAUUAAUUUCUUAAAACUUUGUAUAUAACCUAUUACCAACUUACAGUUAGCACCGCCCAUUCAAAUCGAGUGCAUUAUGUAAAUAGGCGGAGUUCAUUAAAUCGGCUCAUUUAACAUAUAAAUUUAA
Molecule: messenger RNA, 5400 nt
Organism: Ruditapes philippinarum (Manila clam)
Lineage: Eukaryota; Metazoa; Mollusca; Bivalvia; Venerida; Veneridae
Product: rap1 GTPase-GDP dissociation stimulator 1-like
Exons: 16
Coding region: 146-2065 (639 amino acids)
Biological process (GO): positive regulation of GTPase activity
Cellular component (GO): cytosol
Molecular function (GO): guanyl-nucleotide exchange factor activity; protein binding
Source: RefSeq, a predicted model, not a curated record